Molecule: messenger RNA, 3801 nt
Organism: Macrobrachium nipponense
Lineage: Eukaryota; Metazoa; Arthropoda; Malacostraca; Decapoda; Palaemonidae
Product: regulator of G-protein signaling 4-like
Exons: 4
Coding region: 222-1043 (273 amino acids)
Biological process (GO): negative regulation of canonical Wnt signaling pathway; positive regulation of proteasomal ubiquitin-dependent protein catabolic process; cell development
Cellular component (GO): beta-catenin destruction complex; nucleus; plasma membrane
Molecular function (GO): molecular adaptor activity; protein kinase binding; beta-catenin binding
Source: RefSeq, a predicted model, not a curated record
CAUUUCUAUGUUUAUAUGGGUCAUGCUACCCUUGUCACCUACUUAGGUCUAUUUUCGCCCUUUCUCACCCCUAGUGAGUAAAGAAAUUAAUUUUAUUACUAUUUUAUGUAUUGGUUUAUUAUUCAUUUCAGGUUUUUGCGAUCGAUUUUGCAAGUUUGUGAAUAAUAAAUCUCGUCAAAUGACAUAUGACGAGUGGCUUGGAAACGUAAACAAACAAGCCAAUGGCUGGUACGCCCCCCAAGCAUGCUUGCGACUGCUUGCCCAAAUACAGCCGAUAUUCGCCCAGAUACAGCAGAGAUCGUAGGAGCUGUAGGUGUAAGGCAACACCUACUAGCAUGGCAUCUUACAUCAGCCGUAUCAAAGAAAAAACAGCCCGCGUCUUAAGGUCUCCUGACAAGAAGAAAGAAUUCCCAAAACCUGAUGCUGAAGGGGGGAGCAGUCCACCGAAAUCUCCAGAUGAUGCAGUACCCAAGGAAAAAGAGAAGAAAACAGAGAACCGGUCAAAGUCUGCUCCCUCUAAAGAACAAAUGGAAAAAUGGACAUCAUCCAUAAGUUGCUUGUUAAGGGACCAUGAUGGAAUAGAAGCCUUCCGUGAGUUUUUGAAAGAAAUGGAAGAUGAGUCGGGGGAAGAGGGCGAACACACAAAGUACAUUGAUUUUUAUGUGGAGUGUGAGGAGUAUAAAAUGGAGUUCCAGAAACUUGAAGAAAAAGCUAAGGCAAUAUAUGAAGAAUAUUUAGCGGAAGCUGCUGGAAAGCCUGUGGAUUUCCGGAUCAAAGCAGCAAAUAGGAAGGUUGGAUAUAUAAGAAAGCUUUUGCAUUUAAGGGGUAAGGAAAUUGCUGAUAAAGCAAAUUUUUUGCAGAUUGGAGCUGACAAGGAAGUUGGGACUGGAGGAAAAAGUGUGGACAUUGGUGAUAAGUUGGAGGCUGAAGGUUUGGAAGGUGUUAAGUUGUUUGACGAGCCGCUGACCAAAGUUGUACAUAAAUUGGAGACUGGAUAUUAUGUCAACUUCUGUUUAAGAUUAAAAGAAAAGUUAAAGCUUUGAAUGCUUUUUUUUAAUAUGUUCAAUUUGUUAUUUUUUACAGAAGUUUAUAUACUUUUAUAAAUUAUGCAGUAUUAGGCUUUCAGAAUCAAGUUUAUAUAGUAGCUGGUGUAGUAGGUGUGGCAAAGUUUAUUUUCCAGAAUCUAAGGUAAUGGAUAGUAGAAAAUUUUGACUGUAGAUGUAAGUGUUUAUUAACAGUUUUAUUACUUUUAAUUUGUGUAAAGUGAGAAUGAUAGUGUAGUCUAUUAGUGAGUGCUGUCAUUUAUGUGACUUUUGAACAAUUUCAAGUGAUAUUUAUGGCCUUAUGCAGUGUUCGUUAGUGAGUUGACUCAUAAAGGCACCGAGUGGCCAGUGCACAGGUGCUGUUUAUAAUGCACACACUCAACACAGCAAACAGACUCAUUUUGGGUGGGAAAUUUGCUCACAUGGUAUUUGUGUAGCUUCAUUACUCAGAUUAGCUCCAAAAACAUGACAAAAGUUAAUAGAAGAAUCAAGCUCAGUAGAAUAGGACUUUGCACAAUGAUGAAUGUGUUUUACUGAAUGCAUAGACAAUACAUUAUUUUCAGUCCCCAUGGAGGCUGAAUUUAGCGUUGACAUUUAACUGUGAAUUGUAAUGUUACAGUAUAGGUAUGGUAUUUUAUUUUUUAGAAAUAAAUAUUUACAAUCAAUAUCUGUGUAAUAUAACUAUUUUUCAUACUUUUGUUGAUUAUGUUUGUGAAGCAUUUUCCAGUAAAUGUCCUAUCAAAAUUAAUUUGAUACUCAUGAAUAUUUAUAUUAUAUUUUUUUACUGUAUUUUAUCAUUCAUUUUGGUGCUAGAAGGUUCUCAGAGAUGUACGCUAUAGAAAUUAAAAUUCAGAAAUGUAGCUAUAGCUAAACUUUUAUGUGAAUCAUCUUUUGCAGCAUUCUAGUUUGAUAUAAGAGUUUUGUUCUUGUUGAUGGUAUAUCAGACUCUUCCUUUUUCUUACUGUACGCAUAUCUUCUGACACUUGUGCAGAUGUGGUACUUGCAACCUUCUUGUAGUUAUAGUUCAUACACUAAUUUUAAGCACAGCAAGAAGUUAAUAAACUUUGAGGCUACCAUUUUUCCAUGGCUUGAUAACUGGAACUAUAUUGGUACUGUGUCAGGUUAUUUAACAAGACCACUGAGUAAUGUAUUUAAUUCUCACAGGGUUGGCUGAACUGGCCCUAAAAGUUACCAAUAGGGUAAUAAUUCUCAACUUUCUAGUAAACACGCACUUAGGAGUUAUCCAUCUAGGCAAAAGGUUAGGAGCACAGUCCUUGGUCCUGUUUUAGGCUGUAUAAAUCUUGUUAAUACUUUGCUGAUUCAUGAACUAGGCAAUGGAAGGGUUUUACUCUUGUUAAAGAACUGCAGAAUCUUCUGGUUCAUUAAAUCAUCAUUAUUGCUACCAAAGCAACUGUCACAGGAUUGAAGACAGAAGCAACACCCUGUAUGGUGAGAGUGUAGUUGAACAGUUGAUUUAGGACAGAUGUAUUGAAUGAAGGUUACACAUGAGAAAGAAUUAGCUGAGAGAAUCUUUUAAUAUUGUGAACAUAGCCAUUAAGGGGGCUUGCUGGUUUAGAGAUGAGAAUCUUCAUUUAUUGAUUCGUACAUACAUAUGCCUAUAGUUUUUAUCCAUGUACUAGGAAUAAAAGUAAUCCAAUGUGUCAGUUUUAGUCCCAGAAAUCCAUUCUUUGGCAUUUUUUUCCCACCUGCCAAAAAAUCAAAAAGCCAUUUCCCCAAACUUAUUGCUGUGUGUGAUUUAAAGUAAUAUAAUUCAGAAAACUUGUAUUAAAUAUCACUCAUAUGGUGUAUUAGUUUUUAUCAGUGGUUUCUUAAAGGAAGCGUAAUCUAAAUUUUUACCAUUACUAAAGAGUUUGCUAUAGCACUGGGUCGUCUCAGAUGUAAAAGAAAUGAAUCAGUUAAACAGGUUUAGACCUAUCAAUUGUGGAAUUUUAAUGAAAUUAAUUUUAAAAUAUGUGGAAAAAUAAGUCUGGGGUUUGGUACUGAGACACUAAUCUGUAAAGUUGGAGUUACCUGACUCUGGGCUGACGCAUCAAUUACUUGGAUCAACGCUUCAGAGCAACAGAAUAUGUAUAACUUUUGUGUCGAUGCCUAUCAUUUGGGAAGCUAUGUACCAAAGGAUAUGUAUGUAAUCAACUAAAUAAAGAACUUAUGCUCCAAAUUUUAAGAGUGCCCCCUAAGAAAUCUCCCACAGCUACAAAUUCACGUGAAAUUUUUGAUGCAAUACUUCAUUUACUCAUGGCAUAUUACAAACUUAGCGAUAGAAAAACAUACAUGGCCAUUUGAUAUAUCGACCUAUAGACAAAUUUUAUUUUUUAUUUUGUAAGUUCAAUCAUUCAGUUACUGCCCAGCCCAGCCCCCUUAAAGUCUUAAGCAUUUCACAUACACAUUUUUGUAAGACAUUUAGCUACAGAAAUAUUUCAUAUUUGUCUGUUUCCUCAGUUCCCAUCACUCCUUGUUAUUUAAAGGUCCCAAUAUUCUUAAAUCAUCGAUCUCAGUGAUGCAGGACUUUUCUUACUGUACUUAUGACAGGUUAUUCUAGUUUCUUCAGGGUUGUAAUGUAGAUAUACUGUAGCUUCAUUUUAGACCUCUGGGAAUUGUGUUCUUACAGUUUAGUAGUUGUUAACCCCUGCUGUGCCUUGGUACUGUAUCUGGGCAGUUCUGUAAACCUUUAUGUAUGGAAUGAAUGUUUCAAUCUUUUUUUUUUUUUUAUGAAACGUGUAAAAAGACUAGAACAAAA